Molecule: messenger RNA, 3366 nt
Organism: Clupea harengus (Atlantic herring)
Lineage: Eukaryota; Metazoa; Chordata; Actinopteri; Clupeiformes; Clupeidae
Gene: iqce
Product: IQ motif containing E
Molecular function (GO): protein binding
Source: RefSeq, a predicted model, not a curated record
CGCGCAAAUGCUGCGCAGCGUGGACGCUCACAGGCAAACUGCAAUGUUUCUGUUUUCAAUUGAGAUGUUUCUGGUUGCUAGACGACUGAUACAUAGACGCGAAGCAAAGCUCAUGGAUGAAACGGAAGCAGAAAGCCUUGCAGGAUUGUGGUCUUAUUUUAGCUAGCCAAGCAAGGAUACAGUUACUGUUUUUUGUAAUGUUUCCGAAAGAAACUGACUCUCUCUGACUUGGAAAGACAUUUUGCCACAGCUGACAAGCACGACAUGCUUCAUGCUCUUUCAGCAUAGCCUACUGGUGGUGCAUGAUUGCUAAGGUUGCUAAGCUAAUUCUUUCAACAGUUCGUCUUUUCUCAGUGGCCGUGAAAUAUUGAGAACAUUUCGGAAGAUGUUGCUUAGCUCACAAAUUCGACAUUUGUGAAUAUUGCUGUUUUCGAUGUCUUUAGUCGUGCCGACGCUCCGGCAUAGUCAAAUGACUGCUACGUUUGUUCUAAGCAGAAAUAUGAAGCUGAAAUAUGCACAGGGUUUGUCUUUUAUCAAAGAAUGGCACAGAUAAAAGUAGGCCUAACAUACUUAAAAUUCCAAGAGUGUAGGUCUUAAAUAUUCACGUUUCCUUAUUUGUGGAGAAACCAACCAUGUCUUUGGGUGCGAGCGAUUUCCUUACGGAUGAAGAGCUGGACGAGCUGGGUGAGGAUGUUCUCUCCCACGUCACCUAUGUCUCGGACUCAGACAAGAAAGUACGAAGAACGAAGAAGUUGAGCAAACCCCCUCUCUCACCCAGGUCUCCAUACUUGACCAGUGCCAACCUGAACCCCAGGAGGUCGGCGCCGUCUGCUUGGAGAGCAGCACUGAGCCAGUCCCCGAUGAAGGUGGACUAUGAGCUUUCCCAGAGCAGGGCGGCCAUGUCUGCCAGCACCCCAGCGUAUCUAAUGGAAGCCUUUGGCAUGAAGAAGCCCAAACACUCCCGGUCCGCCUCCAAUGGUUACAUCCCUGGUACCCCCGAAUUCAAGGAGAAGGAAGACAUGUAUGAUGAGAUCCUUGAGCUCAAGAAGACCCUACAGAGUCAGAAGGCCGACGGCGAUCGGAUGAAAGCAAAACUGCGUCGCCUGGAGGAGGACAACACCAAGAAGGAGAAGCAGAUCGAACAGCUCCUGGAUCCCACCAAAGGCCCUGAGUACACAAGGAGUCUGGUGGACAAGAAGACGGACGGCAAAUCGGUGGUGCAUGGCCUGAAACAGAAGAUCCUGAGACUGGAACAACAGUGCAGGGAGCGGGAGGCAGCGCUGAGUAAACUGCAGAGCGAAUUAAGAACAACAAACAUGGAGGAAAUGAAGGUCACCAUGGAGACGUACUAUGAGGAGGUUCAGAGGCUCAGGGAUUUGCUUGAGUCUGCAGAGAAAAGUAAUAAGAUGGAGAGCACAGAGAACCGGAGGCAGCAGAAGGUUCUCCGGGCGACGGUGCUCAAGCUGACGGACAACAUGAAACAGCUGGAUGAGGAGAACGCCAGGCUCAAACAGGAAGCAGACCAGGAGGUCAGCAUCGUCACAGAGAGCCUAGCCAACAGAGCCAAAGGUUAUAUUGAGUGGAGCAAACAGAGGCUGGUGAGACGCUUACUGGGCCUGGAGAGGAGGCUGGAGGACGUGAGAAAUCGCCACACGGCUAAAGACUCUACCGCAGAGGAUUCCCGUCUCAUCACCACGGCAACGAGGCCCGAGGCUGCGGCCACGGCAACGCCGGCGCGUGAGACCGUGUCCGUAUCCACAGAGACGGACGGGAGCCAGGGCGGAGACGGCGAGCUGCGUCAGGAGUGUGUGCGUCUGAAGGGCGUGGCCCGGAGACUCAGAGAGGAGAGGAGCGCUCUUCAGGAGAGCGUCGCCAAGAAAGAUGAGGAACUGAAUCACAUGUCUGCAGAGAAGAACGAGGCUGUGAAGGAAGCAGAGACGAUCCUGAGUGAACGAACAGCUGAGCAUGAAGGACAAGCACAGCACUUGAGAGAGGAGAUUCUAAACCUGUCUGCUAAAAUCACAGACCUGCAGAACCACCUAGAGCAAGAAAGGAAACUGCGACUGGUCCAGGGCAAAAGUCAGAUGCAGGAAAACCCUUCAUCACAGGGUCCAUCAUCAUCAUCAUCAUCAGCAGCAGCUGUUAAUGGUGAAGAACAGUGCAGGAAGGAGCAGGCUGCAAGAACCAUUCAAACACACUGGCACGCACAUCGAAUCAGGGAUAUUGUCUUAAUCCAGUCGGCACUGAAAGGUCACCUCAGCAGACAGAAGCAGCUACUCACUCUCAGGAAACAGGCUAGCACUACUCACAGCAAUAACGCACAGAGCAUCCAAUCACUGGGCGGCCCUGCGGUUCCGCGUCCCAGUGCGAGUCGUGAGGGUUUGGAGGCGGAGGAAAUCACACUGCUGCAGUCCGUGUUCCGAGGUCAUCUGAGGCGCCGCGCUCUCAUAGAUGACAGGGCAGCUGCAGGGAGAGAAUCAGGAGAUUUUGCUGCAGUGAAGGGGACCCCUGCAUCUUCAGCGUCAUGUCUGCCAGCAGCACCUGAAGGAGCAGCACCCACACCCUCACCAGCACCAUCAGGCAUACACACACCAGCAUCCCAGCUCCGCUCUAGACCCAGGCCUGAAGGCAGUGAGGAUGAGGAGAUACAGGAAGAGAUUGCAGAAGGAGAUGCUGAGGAAGGCUACAACUCCCACAAUGCCUCAACCAAACCAUCUGAAAUCCCAGUGAAGUUGGACCACCAUCAAGCUGGGGCUAGCUGUGACUCGGACGACUCUGAUGACAUCAUCGUGUCCCCCUCACGUCCAAUGGGAAGGAGGAUGUCUCUUUUCUUCUGAUGGACUUCUGAAGUGUGUAAAUUAGUCCCAAUGAGUAAACUCUCAUGACAACUCGCUAUGGGAUUUUUGUUUUGUUUUAACGUCAUAAAGAACAUGCACUUGGUAGGAAAUAGGAAGACCCUUAAUGGCAGGUCUCUGUCGCUGCCCAAUGUGACCCUAAGUGGAUGUGAGUCGCGCAUGCACGGGCGUGAAAAAGUUUAAAUCCUGACAGGUUGAAUUGUUAACUUUCAGAUCAGCUGGCUCAUUUUAUGCAAGAGCUGACAUUUCUGCGUUGUUUGCCCUCUCUGUGAAAUGUUUGAUUUUAGGCAGCACCAUUAAGGGGCUGUUUUUAAUGUCAAGAAACGGCGCAUCGUAUCAACGACUCGCAUCCACAUCGACUCGGAUCAGGCAGGGACAGUCCCUCUUAAAUGUGUUGCAUUUGUCUGUGCUUGUCCAAUCAGAUUUGUAGCUUGUCUGAUAUGAGUCUGAAUGUUUUGCUGGACAGAUAGUACUGUGUGUGUGUGUGUGUGUGUGUGUGUGUGUGUGUGUG